AUGGCAGAUGACGAAUUUGAGGGCGACGAUGUUGCGGAUGACUUCGAUGAUGUUGAAGACGACGAGAACAUCGAAUUAGAACAGCAAGAAGAUGAAGGAGAAAAUUUUGAGCUUGUUGCACCUGGAGAAGCUUCAGGUGGUGUACAAAAAAGCAAACGAAUUACUACAGGGUAUAUGACAAAAUAUGAAAGGGCACGAAUACUUGGAACAAGAGCUUUGCAAAUAGCUAUGUGUGCUCCUGUAAUGGUAGAAUUAGAAGGAGAAACUGAUCCUCUGCAGAUUGCUAUGAAAGAGUUGAAACAACGUAAAAUUCCAAUAAUCAUUCGUCGUUUUCUACCAGAUCAUAGUUAUGAAGAUUGGGGUAUAGAUGAAUUAAUUAUUAUAGAUCACUAA
This is a messenger RNA of Phymastichus coffea, 393 nucleotides long. RefSeq names its product DNA-directed RNA polymerases I, II, and III subunit RPABC2 (gene RpII18). NCBI's taxonomy places the organism in Eukaryota, Metazoa, Arthropoda, Insecta, Hymenoptera, Eulophidae. Gene Ontology annotation, biological process: DNA-templated transcription. The record is from RefSeq and is a predicted model, not a curated record. Gene Ontology annotation, molecular function: DNA binding; DNA-directed RNA polymerase activity. Gene Ontology annotation, cellular component: RNA polymerase I complex; RNA polymerase II, core complex; nucleus. The transcript has 3 exons. The coding region runs from base 1 to 393 and encodes 130 amino acids.